Messenger RNA from Xyrichtys novacula (pearly razorfish), 10436 nucleotides. Lineage: Eukaryota; Metazoa; Chordata; Actinopteri; Labriformes; Labridae. The record is from the annotation of a GenBank genome assembly.
UGGGCAAAGAUGUACAUUGUACCUCUUUGCUUUUAUUGUCCUGAACACAGUAUGGUUGUAUUUUCUGAUAAAAAGCCCCAUUGUGCCAAAUCUACCCCUACCCGGUGGAUUGAGGUAUUAGAAAAUAAAAAUACAAACACUGUGAGUCUUGUUGCAGAUGGUUUUGUUCACUGUUUUGGGUCACAAAGAGACACCACUGUUUAUUUUAAUCUUAUUUACAACUGAUUAAAAUAUCCUUACUUGGCCUUUAAACACAGUAAGAUUCAGAGUCUAAAAAGUUUAUACUUUUUAGCAAACUUACAUUAAACUGUAAGGUAUUAUGUGUACUGUAUAUGUAUUUCCUAAUCAUAUCCUUGGUUCUGCUUGUAUACAUGCGUAUUUCUUUCCUACUGCAGGUCUUAAGAUGUAGGGUUGUCUGUUAUAUCCCAUCACAGUGAUAAAUAAGCAGUAGGGCCUGCUUAUGUGUGCUUUACAGGAACAUUUGAAGAGCUUUAGAAAAGUACUGAUAUGAAGACCUAAACAAACUGUAUUACAAGCAAAUAUCCAUCACCAAUAAGAACCAUCAGCAAAAUAAGUCGAAGCAUAGAAGCGAAAGUAAAAGUAGGAACUCAGCAUGAAAAUAGCCUUGGUGGCCUCCAAGUGACAUUAAGUUUUUACUGACACAUCAGUUUGUAAGUAAUAAAGCUGAAGCUUAUCUGCCGCUCCUAAUAGUUUGGUAUAAGAGUUCAUAGCACAACAAAAGGGUCAGGCUCCUCCAGAGAGCUGUAACAUAUACCUGCUGAAUAAACCUGUUUUCAUUCCAGUUUAUGACUGCUCUUUAUGAGGUGAUUUCCUUAUUUUUUAAAGAGAAAUCGGGAAACGGUUCUUUCAUUUUUAAACAGUCUCAUAAAUAAAAAUAACGUAGAAGUUUAAAGGUUACAUCUUUGGUGUGGGAUGUUUUAAAAUACAAGUUAAAUCCACUUUACUGCCAUUCAUCCAAACAGAAUGAAUUAUCUCUCCUCACAGGUCAGGCACAAAGAGAAAUAGUACUUAUAAUAAAACCAUAAAUGACACACAUGACUGCUAAGGCAAGUGUGCUGCAAAGUCUGGUGUGCUUGCAAAGUAAACAUAGUGAAGCAAAGUCAACAUAGUAGAAAAUUUACACAUAGAGAAGCAAAGCAAAUAAAGCAAAGAACAUCAUGAAUGUAAAUAAAGUGUGUGAAAAAAUGCACCGUCACUGCAACUGUGCCACUAAGCAAACUGUUAAAGGAUAAUUAUGUAAAACACAGCAGCAGAAUAGUCAAAACAUACAGUACUGCAUAAGACAGUAGUAAAUAAACAGUACAUUUCCUUACAACACUGAGACAAGGUUUGAUUCUAUCUCAUCUUUAUCCACCUGGGGCAAAGCAGGUUGCAGCCUUUAGCAUAAAUAAAUAAAUAAGGAUUGAAGUUUAUUUUUGUACUUAAAAAUAAACCAGUCAGACAUUAUGGAUAAUUUAGCUUUUCAUCCUAAGACCUGAUAAAAAAACAUCUCUGAAUUAUGCAUUAUCAUAAAUACAAAUGGUAAAAUAUAAAGUUACAUGUCAUCUUGGGAUAGGAAUAAAUAUCAAUGCUGUAAUCAGUUCUAUUUAUUAAUCCAAUUCUUUUUUAAUUUUGAUGGAUUCACUGUGUAGUCCAUGUAUGGCUUUCUAUGUCAAGAACACAACUUUAUUCUCAAUUUUUACACUCUGCCGAAAUCAGAAAGCCUGCCUCUGCAUGGACCCCUGGUCAGCUGAUGGCAAAUACAGCCUCUGAUUGGUCGGACUAACUAACAUGCCAAUUGGACUCUAGUGUUUACAUGUAUAAUAAAGGUCUACUUCCAGUGGGACAAAAUCCAUAAAUUGAUUUAUUGCAAAGAAAAGACUUGAAAAGACAAAAAAUGCAGAGCUGUAACAGUGACAGUGUUUUCAUCAUUCAACGUACAUCCUGUUAGCCACUUGCCGACGUGUUUGUUGAUUGUUUUGGUACAGAACAGGCAUGUCGUGAAGCUACGUACUGCAGCAGAUGUGGACAUGCUUUGGUCAAUAAUUCAAUUCUAGGAUGGUGCUUGUAAACUUGGAUGAGGAUAGUAGUCCAGUUAAAUUGUCUGAUCAAGCUCGGACCAUAGCUGGACUUAACUGUACAUGUAAACAUACUAACUCUCUCUGAGCCUCAGGCACCAAUGAAGGAUAUUCCAGCACAAAAUUAAACCAUAAAGCCAUAAACAAACCUCAACCGAAAUGCCACAGUACAUAUAGGCUGGGACCCUAUAUGUCCUGUUGAUGAAGUUAGGUGCUGUUCUGAGCAUUAUUUGUGGCUAUAGAGUGGCGUUUUGGUUGAAGUUUGGUUAUGGCUCCUCAGACCGCUGUGUAUUGCUAUUGCGCGGUCGUUAUACGGAAGUUGGUAUAACUAGAGAAGCAAGCAGUCGGCAAUAAUAAUCACUCGAGGGGGUGCCUAACUCGGUGUUAUGGUGUGUUUGACCGUAAAUUAAUGUUACGCAGGAAUAUCCCUUUAAAUAAGAAUCCCUACAUACUAACCAGAUUAGUAAUAGUCUGUUUGAGACAAUGUAAAGUGGAGUGUUGUAGAGCUCAAAAUGGUCUAGGUCACUAUGGUGUAGCUCCAAAACCAGACAAACUUGUCAGAUCUUGAGUUAUAAACAUCUGACUUCACAUAAACAGUUUAUCUUUAAACUUCAGAACACAUUUAUUACACUUUUAAGCCAAAUGCAAGUGCUCUAUUUGACUACAAUAAUAAAUAAUAUUCAUUACCCCCUCACUCUUAUUGCUUUUCUGUUUCCUUUGAUUGAGGUUAAUAUAAUUUGAGUGUAAAUGCAGGACGGUAACCCUCACUAACUCCUGUGUUUUCAUCUAAAUGUCACCCACAGGCUUUUACUUGUUUCCCAAAUUAAAGCAUUAAGGGGAAAGAAAAGCAGGGAGGAAUCAUUCCAGAGGAAUCCCAGGCAUAUGGCUGGCUUUUGUCGGCUCCCUUCCCCCUCCCUCCCUGCCUCUCUCUCUUUCUCUCUCUCUCUCUCUCUGUCUCCCUCCCUCCCUCUCUCCCUCCUGCCGUCCGCUCCGCAGCAGCAGCAGCAGCAGCAGGACUGAGGUACUUCAGUUUUUGAAGCCGUGGCAUGAAUGAUCUCAUCUGAACCUGAUCUCCGCUUUCCCUGCCGUCGAUCCUAUGACCGAGACGGGAGUAAAAUAACACAAUCACGAGGUGAGUCCGGCCACACAACCACCCGGCGAUAGUCGCUUUAACCUGUUUGUAUUACACCUGAAUAUUGUUUUAGGAACUUAAGAGCCCCAGCCGCAGUGAAAACUCUUGUUUUUGGGCAGAAAGGAGGAAGGACCGCGGAGGAUGUGUGGGUGGGCGCUUUGAGCUAAUUAGCCUGCUAGCUUUAUAUUACAUGAAUAAAAAGAAGCAGCUUUAAAAGAGCAGUAUUUUGAUCCGUUAAAGGGUGUUUUAAUCCUUAAAUUUUCCGUUUCACUGAACAUAUUAGCUCAGUUAGCUUGUCCGGAGCUCGUAAAGUCGGACCGUAGCGUAGCUAGCCGGCUAGCUGUUAGCUACUAGCGCAAAAUGGCCUCAUUGUCGCUCGGUAGUUCUGAUGCUGUAAAGACAAAGCAUGCGGCAGUCACGGCCAGCAGCCCCCAGCCGCUCUCUGGAGCAGCUAAACCGGCCUCAUACGGGGGCUGAAAGCGGUUAAAUAAUAUUCUAAUAUACUAAAUCGUGGAAUUCCGUGUUGUGGGUUUAUUUAGUGAUUUAAUAGGACGUGCUGCUGUGAAAGUCCUGGUUCCAGUGUGCAGUGGGGGAUGGGCCACGCUAGCAGCCAUUGACGUAAAGCGAGGCUGCAUUUUGUUUGGCUUCUGGCUCCUAGCAUAAUACAAAACAACAGCUACUCAGUCCAGGACUAAUGUUUACCUACAUCUGUAAUUACUACCACUGUCUGACCUACUUACAUUUUAGUCACACGAGUGUCUGAUUCCCGUUAAUCACGAGUUAAUGAGUGGAGAUGAUUUUUUCCUCAUUUGAUUACUCAUUUUUAAGUGUUUGAACAGCAUUUUCAUGUUAAAUCUUGUCAAAAACAGUCUGACUAAAUCCAAUAUGAUGAGUUAGCUGGCAGGUAUUUAAUGGUUUAUUCCAUUUGGAGUCAUCUUUAUUUAAGAGAUGCACUGAUUGAGACAGUCAGGAUGUUAAAUUCAGCCUAAAAACUGAUUCCUAAUUUUUCCUAAAUUUAGAUUUAACAAGAGUAAACCUAUUGGUACACAGAUAGUAGUAUUUAAAGCCCCUAUGAGGAGGUUUUUAACAUUUAUAAAAUAGGAAAAAUUAUAUUAAUUGCCUUUUUAUGACCUAUAAAUGUAAAUCAGACCAAAAGCAACAAGAGUAAAGAUUUUUAUUUUGUUAUUUUUGACGCUUCGAAAAGGUGAAGGGGAACAGGUGUAGGGCCUGACCGAUAUGGAUUUUUUUAAACAAAACUAAUUUCAAAUCCUUUUUAUUGCUAAAAAAACCCUGGCUAUUUAUUUUAACUGUCAUAAAGAUGAUAAACUAAUUAUUUUUAGCUUAUUAUUCUGACUGUAGCGCGUGUGAGUCUGAUUAUUUUUUCAACCUUCGUCUCGUCUAACUCACUCACUCGUCAUCCUCUGAAAUAAAUAGCGUUUAGAAAUAAAUGAAAAUAAAGCUAACUCACGAAGACCGACUAAUCAUCUCAGUAAUAUUCCUCGUAUUUAUCAUUAAUCAAACUCAGACCAGAGAAGUGUUUUCAACUACCCUCGUCAAAAAUCAGCAGGGUGAGAUUUCUUUUGUCAAAAUUCGGCAACUAAUAUGUUACACUGACUAGUGAUUCUGGUGUGGACUAGCUAUUGGAACACUGUUUAAUUUACAUUACUAGAUGCAUGCACAUAAUCCACUUCUGAGCAAAAACCUGGUACUAGACUGAUUCAUACUAUCCACCAAAUAUUUCCUACUGCAGCUGAUAAAUACCAAAUUAGUUGUUGACUGACUGAUAUUUAUCAGCUAAUACCAGGUUGUAUACUGGUAUAUCCCUACUUUAUAUCUAAUACUGCAGUCAAGCAGCUGUAGCAGACGUAAUGUCUCAGAAUGAAUAUUAAUCUGGAUUUAUUCUAUUGGUGUCAACGAUGAGGGGCAUAGACGGGAUGGUACUGUAGUCAUGCAAAAUUUAGCGUGUUUACAUUUAAUUCACAAUUUCUGAUGUGAUUAUGUUCAUUUUUUGGUGUUCAUGUAAUCGUAUAAAUUUGUAUAUAUGCUAGAUUUAAUUGAGAUCUUGUAUGAAAAUUUUCCCAAAUUUGUUAAUUUAAUAAAUUGGCUUCAUUAAAUGCCACUAUAAUGCAUAUUUGUCUGCUACAGUUGAUGGACUUUAAGCCCUCUGAAGACUGAUCUGAGCCUCAUUUUCAGAACAGAGAGAAGGUGCAGAUAAGAGCUGAUUAAUGGUAUUUAUAGUUGAACUACUGUCCAAUCUGAACCUUUCAGAUUUAACGCUGAAAUGCUGAACAAUAAGGUGAUCAAAACUAGAUUCUCAACACAAAAUUCUGUCAUGAAAAAACUGUUUUUGUUUUUUUUUCUUUAAUUCUCUGCAGUGUGCUUUCUCUCAGGUUGUAGGUCUUCCUGGUUAAAUUUGAGUUUCAUGUUCAAUUGUGACACAAUGUUUUAUUUCUCACUCAUGGCGAUAGUACCCUCUAGUGUCUCUUGUUUAACAGGGAGCAGCAAAAAAUGCACCACACAGGAAGACAACAUACCAUGUCCAUGAUUGUUUCUCACUGUCUUGUAUUUUAGAUCUCCGGGCAACUUCAUAAAUGACCUUUUUUUUCUCACCCUGUCCACUGUCAGGAAAUGUUUCUCUGUAUGCAAAGUGAGGACUCAAAGAACUUUUAUCACGGUGUCAUUCAGGUCUCAUUAGAUCCCUCUUUAUUUGGACGGGGAGUGUGAUUAUCAGAUCAAUCAGGCGAAGACGGUAGUUGUAAUCUAAUCAUUCUCUCUGAUCCUGAUGUCAGGUUUUCAUGUGUGUAAAGAAGCACAGUACCUCCCUCUAUUAAAAGGAAUUUGUAAUCAAUGGCUAAUUAGUCCUCUGUCAAUGUAUUGAUCAACUGUGUUAGAGUUAAUUGAAUGCAAAUUGCUGAAUUCUGUGGUGUUUCUGUCAUCUCAGUUUUUGGUUGUGAAACUUUGCACAACACCUCUGAGUCUGUAAUGUGUUCAUUGUGUAUAUUUUGCACAGAUUGGCUUUACCUGGUAAAUAUUCUGUCAUAUGAUAAUGUAAAGAAAAUGAGUGAUGAUAUUUUGAUCAAAGAAAGUUGGCAUUUUUUGUGUGAAAUUAACUUUUUGCUGUUUUAUUCUGUGAACACAAAUCUUGUGCUUUUUCAGUCCAACUCCUGCUUCUAAGGGUACUUUUUUUAUUUAUGUACUCAAGGUUUGACUUACAUUUGUUAAAAAUGUACCACACGUAGGAACUAAAAGCAAGUGGAAUCUUUCAUUCAUGCCCUGCCCACAGGUUUUUAACACAGAGGAGACACAGACAGAGAGACAGACGGACACUGCAAACUAUUUUUUCUGUCUGAUGGAAAAUUAAAUGCCACAGGCUGCUGUUCAGCGCCCAGCCUCCUAUUUAUGUGCAUCCCAUCUAUUUUGGGGAGUCAGAGGGACUUGAAUGUUGGCAGGAGUGUUGUUUUGUUCCUGUAAGACAUCUGUGUGUUUCACUCGGUGUGUAAUAAGGAAGUUGACUUUACUUUUCUCCCCCCCCCCCCCUUCAGUGAACAGAAAGUGAAAAUCUUGUUCAACUAGUUUUUGAAGCGUGUGGUGCGUAGACCUGGAAACCUGAUCUCCUUGUACAUAUUAGUGCUUCUUCAUGGUGGUAUAUAUUGUAUUGUGAACUCUGUAAAUGCCAUUUUUUCUACAUUCCUCUCUUUUUUUAACCCCUUGAAAGCACCCUUUAUUGAUUGGGAUAUUUUCUUGAUCACAGGUGGCAGUGGGGAACAGUAUAAGUGCACUGAUCAUGUAACUUGAGUGCUUUUUUUUUUUUGUUCUCUGACAAAGGUCUCUCUAGUCUGUCCUUACUUUGAUGCAGCGUCGGCUUUUAGUUGGUAACCAUGCUAUUUUCGGUGGCUCAGUGGUCUGUUAAAAGUGUGGUUGUUCCGCCCAGCAGGAGUCUUGCCUCAGACUGGCCUAAAAUGGGCAGAAAUGGUGCUGAACAAAAGCUGCUUGUCGCUCGUACUAAAGUACUUGAAGCGUUGCAGCCCGGACCAAGCUGCAUUGCUAUUGCCUGUGCCUCUCAACAGGAAAGGUAUAGCAAACUUUAAGAAAAAACUACAACAAACAAUUCACUGUUUACUGUAGUUCAUACAGACAUUCAACCUGUAGAGCUAAUAGAUAAAGUCACAGCUGCUGUUGAGCAGAUUGUAGCCCUAGCUCCCAAUAUUCAUACACAGAUAUUACACCACAUAGAUAAAUCACAUCACAUGUACUUCAUUAAUUACAUGGCACUUACUCUUUUCACUAUUUUAGCUAGUGAAAUCCAGAACAGUAGGCUAUUUUCUGUGUUUGUCAGUGUGAUUAAUUAGUUCAUGAUCACAUUAGGUGUCGCUUUCACGCGUCUAACUGUUUGUCUGUUUCCUCGCCAUCACUACAGAGAGACAACAUGUUCCCGAAGGGCACCAAGCGCAAGUUCUCAGACUCCGGGGAGGAGCCAGUCCCCAGCGGUGACCAGGUCCCUGCAGCCUCGACUGCAGCGGCUCGGACGCUGUCGUCGUCCUACAGCCUGCAGCGGCAGUCGCUGCUUGACAUGUCGCUGAUCAAGCUGCAGCUCUGCCACAUGCUGGUGGAGCCCAACCUGUGCCGCUCGGUGCUUAUCGCCAACACGGUGCGGCAGAUCCAGGAAGAGAUGACCCAGGACGGGACCUGGCAGAUAAUGACCCAGGCCCUGGCAGCCGCCCAGUGUCCCGCAGACCGCCUGGUGGCCACAGAGGUGCUGUGCCGGCAGACGGACCCAGCAGUUCAGGCCAGUCAGAGCCCGAAGCCGUUCUCCGUGGUCGGUCUGGAGGAAGGCUACCACACUGAGGAGGUGGUGAUGGAGGGAGACGGGGAGACAGAAGUCACCAUGUCCACUUUGUCGCCCGUUUCCCCGCAGCUGUCAUCCACGUCUUACCUGGCAGGCCCCUUUGGCAUGGGGCCCUGCUGGGAGGAGGAGGAAGAAGACGGUGACUGCGAGGAGGACGAAGAGGAGGACAGCGAAGAGUGUGUGUCAGAAGGAGAGGAGGCAGAGCGGGACCACCUGAGCGCAGACUCCAGGACAGGGGAGCAGGUUUUUGGGACUUUCGAGAUCAAGCACCCGGCGCCGCCCCCUGACCCUGCGCUCGAAGAACUGUUUUCAGACGUGGACCCCUCCUACUAUGACCUCGAUACGGUGCUGACAGGCAUGCAGAGCGCCCCAAAGAUGGGGCCUUAUGACCUGCUGGAGAGCCUUUCCUCUCACGCGCCAACGGCCCUGAGCUCCAGCACGAGCUGCAGGUCAGACCUGAACGAACUGGACCACAUCAUGGAGAUCAUAGUGGGAUCCUGAAACUCAGAACAUUCCUUUGGCCUGAACUGAUCCCUCAGACUCUGACCAGACUAUGCACAGUUCACUCGUGCAUGUUCUGUAUGUGGUAUUGUUACACGCAGAGGUUGUCGCCGAUUUUGGGAUGAGGUGGGAAACGAACGGCGAGCCGGUCGAGGUGAAGUCGCUCUAACAGCAGCUGUGAGUCGACAGCUGCUGCUCGGACGCUAAACUUCGACCUGAAGAUUUGUAAUUGGCGGUUUAACUUUUGAGACUUAAAUUUCUGAGCGGAGCUGUUAAUUUCCUACUUUGUCGAUGAAAUCCAAAAUCGGACGAUCUCUGUGAGAGGGCAAAGAUAAUUACCUAUACCAUGAUGCAUUCUUAUUUACGUACUUUCCAUGUUUACGUCUGUCAUACAUUCUGUCAUACUAGCUCCUUCUGGACGUAUUCUCUGCCAUUUUGUCCAUUUCUAUUUAUUAUUACAUGGACCGUGGAACAACUCAUCACACUACACACAUCACAAACCAGAACAAAUUGUAAAUCCAAAUCUAUGAAUCAAUGCAUAUUUUCCUAAAGAUUUGAGCAAUUAUGAAUGGAAUAUAUGUAUAUGUACGUAUGUGUAUAUAGAAAUAUAUUUUUUGCAUUAUACAGCUGGGGGAUUUUGCAAGUAUCAUUUGAUAUUAUUAUUAUUUUUCUCCCUCCUAAGCGGUUUUUAAGAUUUUAAUGUAGCCAGACUCAAGACAGUGUCUUCCCAUGGUUUGGUAUAAAUAGUGGACUGUAACAGGUGUCAGGGCUGGCAUUGUCACACUUUCUAGGCGCUGUUUUCUCAUUUCUCAAAGCUUUAUGCAGGGCAGGGAAACUACUGGCAGCCACCGACCAAACGCUGGUUUAACGAUUGUCUGUUUCUGCUCAGUUUACAGUAUCCAGCGGACAAAUUCGAGUAAGUUUCCCGUCCUGCUUUUCAUCCAGAUUUAACGACAAUAACGGCUUUUUUUCUAAAGCAUUUGGUGAAACCACGGGGUGAUAACUGCAUCAUGAAGCCAUAUUUCUUUCUCUCAUUUGUUAGAUCUACAAAUGAAGAAUUCUGUGUGUCAACCCAAUCUAAUUUAUUGUUGUUUUAUUUAUUGUAUUUAUUAUAUCUAGGUACAGACAUGCCAUAUUGACUUAUCAAAUCAAACACCAGGCCUGAUGAAAUUAUAUUUAUCCAAAUUUUGCCCUCCGUUCUGAAUGCAGUACCUAUUUAUUCCUCACAUUAUUUCACCACUGUUAGUAAUAAUAAUAAUAAUAUCCGGGUUACUAUAAAAAUCACUAUGCAGCUCUGUCAUACGUGUUUCAAAAUGAUUGUAUACGACUCAAAUGUCCUUUAAAUCCUUUAUGCAAACAGUUGCCUUUCUCCUAAAGAUGUGGAAAAAUCAAAUGCAUUUUUCAAAAUUGUUCCUUAUCAUGGUGAUGAAGAAAUGAACUCAGGCAAAAACUAAAUGUAUUGACAAGAAUACAGUAUUACGACACACUGAAUACCUUACCACAACACUCCUGAAGGAUGUCACUCUGGUCUGAAUGGGAGCUAGAACUUCAAAGACUUAUUACCGUUGUAAAAUGUAUGCAUUUUUUAUAUUAAGGAAAAACAUUGUAGCAUCUUUGUAAAUAUUUUUUAUAAUAAAAGGUGCAACUAUUCAUCGUGUGGUUUGAUUCAUCUGUUCAACUCUGCAGAGAUUUUCCUUUGGUUGCCGUGUUUUAAAUCCCUGUAACAUGUUUUGGAUUGAGUUCUGUGAAGUUACAGAUUAAUAUUAUGGUACAAGUAAAACCACAAUAGCUGUACACUUGUCAGAGAACAAAUCAGUGCUACAUAACAGGAGUACAUGAGGCAUAUGUCAUCCGUCUGUCUGAUUUUACGCAUUUACCG